Molecule: messenger RNA, 2755 nt
Organism: Hemicordylus capensis (graceful crag lizard)
Lineage: Eukaryota; Metazoa; Chordata; Lepidosauria; Squamata; Cordylidae
Gene: TBL3
Product: transducin beta like 3
Exons: 22
Coding region: 16-2598 (860 amino acids)
Biological process (GO): endonucleolytic cleavage to generate mature 5'-end of SSU-rRNA from (SSU-rRNA, 5.8S rRNA, LSU-rRNA); endonucleolytic cleavage in 5'-ETS of tricistronic rRNA transcript (SSU-rRNA, 5.8S rRNA, LSU-rRNA)
Cellular component (GO): 90S preribosome; small-subunit processome; nucleolus
Molecular function (GO): protein binding; U3 snoRNA binding
Source: RefSeq, a predicted model, not a curated record
CCCUGCUCCAACUCUAUGGUACCCUUCUACGCCAUCGCAGCGCGACGGAAGCGCUUCGACAAGGAGGGUGUCAGGCCGGAAGUAAGCCAUGCAAGCCGGAAGCACGUGUUGGGCCCGGCCGCGGCGACCGAGGCGGGGGCUGGCGGGCGACCCGCCGGGGUAGCAGCCAUGUCGGCGUCAUCCCUCCGUGGCUGCAAACUCAGCUACGUUGAGUCCAAAAGAAUCGAGCCUUUCUACACAGGAGGACAAAUUCAGAUAAGCCAAGAUGGAGAAUAUAUGUUUUGUGCUUGUGGGAGCAAGGUUAAUAUACUGGAGAUGGCAACAGGAAUUCUCUUGCACAGUAUUGAACAGGAUGAUCAAGAUGAGAUUACAGUGUUUGUUGUGAGCAGUGACGAUGAGAUUCUCGUGACUGCCAGCCAGUCGCUGCUGCUGAAACAAUGGGACUGGGAUGGAGAGAAAUGUGUCCGCACGUGGAAGGCCAUACACACAGCCCCCGUGGCCAGUAUGGCCUUUGACCCAACGUCCACUUUGUUAGCCACAGGUAGCUGUGAUAGCACCAUUAAGGUUUGGGAUGUUACCAAGCAGUACUGCACGCACAACCUGAAAGGCUCAUCUGGAGUUGUCAACAUUGUCGAGUUCCACCCAGACACGUCCCAGCUGCAGCUCUUCUCCUCCUCCUCGGACAACAUAAUCCGCGUGUGGGAUCUGACCUCCAGCCAGUGUGUCGCCCAGCUCGAAAACCACUACAGCUCCGUCACCUCUCUGGCUUUCUCCGAGGACAGUAAGACGCUCAUCAGCUCCGGCCGCGAUCAGAUCUGUACCGUGUGGGACUUGGAUACGAAAGAAGCCCAGAGAACCAUCCCUGUCUAUGAGACUGUCGAAUCUGUGGCCUUGUUACCAGAAAAAGGGGAUUUCUCACAGUUGGGUGUGAAGAAGUCAAGCAUUCACUUUAUCACUGCGGGCAGCAAAGGGAUCAUCCGGAUCUGGGACGCCUUCUCGACCACCUGCGUGCACAGCCAGUCGCUGCCUCACCUUCCAGAAGCAUCCAAAGAGGAAGGGUCUGGCGAGCACAGGCUUGUCCACUGUGUCCUGGUGCCUGGGAAGAGUGAGAUUGUCACAGUCAAUGCUGACCAGAACAUCGUCCUGUACGAUGCUGAAACGCUGGAACCCAGGAAGCAGUUUGCAGGUAACAAUGGAGAAGUUCUGGAUGUCCGGUUCAUCGGCCCAGGAGAUUCCCACAUUGUGGUGGCCACCAACAGCCCCCAGCUGAAAGUGUUCGACUUGGCGACAUCUCACUGCCAGAUCCUGUACGGCCACACAGACUCUGUUCUUGCCCUGGAUGCCUUCCGGAGAGGAAUGAUGUUCAGUAGCUGUGCUAAGGAUAAAACUUUCCGGAUCUGGCGGAUGAAAAAAACCUCUGGUGAGGUUUUCUGCGUAGCCCAGGGGUUGGGCCAUGCGCAUUCAGUGGGCUCACUUGCUUGUUCCAGAACAAAAGAGAAUUUUGUGGUUACAGCUGGCCAGGACUGUACAAUCAAGUUAUGGUAUCUUCCCGAGUCUGUCUCUAGCAAGUCAAAAACAGAUAAUGUUGAAACUCUUAAUGCCGAUGUGACAGAGAAGGCCCAUACCAAGGAUAUUAAUAGUGUGGCUGUUUCUCCGAAUGACAAGCUGAUAGCGACAGGCUCCCAGGACAAGACAGCCAAGCUGUGGUCCACCGACAGUUGCACCCACUUGGGCACCUUCUCCGGUCACAAGCGGGGGGUCUGGUGCGUGCAGUUCUCCCCUGUGGACCAGGUCUUGGCCACCACCUCAGCGGACGGCACCGUGAAACUUUGGGGUCUGCAGGACUUCAGCUGUCUAAAGACAUUCCAAGGACAUGACGCCUCUGUGCUGAAGCUGAUCUUUGUGAACCAAGGGACGCAGUUAGUUACCAGUGGCUCCGAUGGUCUGCUGAAGCUCUGGACAAUUAAAAACAACGAGUGCGUCAAGACCUUAGAUGGCCACACAGACAAAGUCUGGGGCCUUGACGGCAACAAGCAGAACAACUUGCUGGUCACAGGCUCCGCGGAUGCCUCUGUCGUGCUGUGGAAGGAUGUCACAGACAUCGAGCUGGAAGAGGCACAAGCGAAGCAGGACGAAGAGAUCCUAAAAGAGCAGGAGCUGUCCAACUUGCUGCAUGAGAAGCAGUACCUGAAGGCGCUGGGCCUGGCUCUCUCCUUGGACCGGCCUCACACUGUGCUGACCGUGGUCAAGGCCAUCCUAAAGGAAAACAGUGGAAAAGAGGACUUGGAAAAGAACAUACUGAAGUUGCGGAAAGACCAAAAGGAGGCUGUGCUGAAGUAUUCGGUCACUUGGAACACAAACUCACGCAACUGCCACGAGGCUCAAGCCGUGGUCGAAACCCUCCUCAAGCAUGAAACGCCAGAUUCCCUCUUGCAGUACGAAGGCAUAAAGGCAGCUGUGGAGUCGCUCCUGCCCUACACAGAACGUCACUUCCAGAGGCUGAGCCGGUUGCUGCAGGCUUCGAUGUUCCUUGAUUUCAUGUGGCAAAACAUGAGACUGGCCAGUGCUUCCACACCGGAUGAGGACAUGGAGACAUGACUGGGCGGGGCGGGGCGGGCAGUUGGGGCCGGAGAGCCCGAACCCUCCUCCGCCCAGCAGCCUCCAGCGACUGAUUUGCUGUGUGCAGAUAGAGAUUGGCUCUCUCCUCAGCAACAUUUCUCUAAGCAUUUGUAUAAUAAACAUGUUUUGGAUUAAA